Molecule: messenger RNA, 1142 nt
Organism: Aspergillus homomorphus CBS 101889
Lineage: Eukaryota; Fungi; Ascomycota; Eurotiomycetes; Eurotiales; Aspergillaceae
Product: translin
Exons: 8
Coding region: 305-1012 (235 amino acids)
Biological process (GO): RNA metabolic process
Cellular component (GO): cytoplasm; nucleus
Molecular function (GO): single-stranded DNA binding; sequence-specific DNA binding; RNA binding
Source: RefSeq, a predicted model, not a curated record
CACGAAAUAGACACAUCGACCAAGUUACUAAUGCCAUGAGCCUCUCGCCUCCUUCCGUACUUACAAGCUGGUCAACUUAAUCCCCUUAUUUCUACAAUGUACAGUACUUGCACCUCGCAGAGCGGACAGAAUCUCCAUCUCCUCCAUCUGCCCCACAAUUUCUUCCCUCAGCGCCGCCUGACGUAACAAGCAAACACCACUGGGCAUCCUCCUACCACAACCUUAUCGACGAUCAAAGACACAAUCGAGCCAACCAACCUUAACCAACAAGAACACCUUAAGCUAGGCUCAACAACGACUCAAAAUGAUCGACCACCAAAUCUUCGAAGACCUCCAGUCGAAAAUCGACGAAGAGGCCACCGUCCGCGAUGAACUUCAUGAUAUCGUGCAGACGCUUGCACGGAAGGGACGAUCUACGCAGGCUAUCCUUUCGCGAGCGCACUCUACGCCGGCGGAGCAGUUGAAACCUGUUCUUGACGAUGUGACGAAGGCGAUCCUCGCGCAGCGGGAUGAGGUUGCGCGCUUGAAGACCGUCGCGGAUAGGCACCCUUUCUAUAAAUAUAAUGGCGUGUGGACGCGGGAGCUUCAGAAUUUGGUCUCGUCGAUUGAGCUGUGCGCCUGGCUGGGCGGUCUGGACGAGUACAAGUCUGGUAGCUCGGCCUCGUUCUUGACUAUCGAGGAGGUGGGGAAGUUUCUCGGUGUGCCUGUCAAUCUCAAGGAGCAGGAUGCUUUCCAUUUGACGAUUGAGGAGUACCUACUUGCGCUUAUUGCUAUGGUGGAAGAACUGUCUCGUCUGGCGGUCAACUCCGUCACCCUGGGUGACUACACCCGGCCCAUGCAGAUCAGCAACUUCAUCAAGGAGCUGUUUGCUGGCUUCCAGCUGCUGAAUCUGAAGAAUGAUAUCCUGCGGAAGAAGAGCGAUGGGAUUAAGUACAGUGUCAAGAAAGUGGAAGACGUUGUCUACGACUUGUCGCUGCGCAACUUGAUUCCCAAGGAUGGUCCUGCUGCUUGAUUACAAUAGAUGGCCAUGAUUUUGGUGGGACGGCUCAGUCGCGUCAAGCAUUAUCUGAAGAGUUCAUUACAGUCUGAGACAUAGUAAUCAUUACAAAACAAGGGAUCUCUGUAGGACGAGCAAGUAUCAA